AUGGCCCGUAUCCAGAUCCCUCUCGACGUCCUGACGUCGCGUCUGAACAUUUCGGACCGCUUCGCAGGUUUUCGUAACACCUCCCUCUCAAGCCGAUUCGCCAAUAUGCGCCCCGUCAGCGAAUUCCUCGAUUUUAAGCGUCUGUCCAAACCAGCCAACUUCGGAGAAGUCCAGUCGCGUGUUAAUUACAACCUGGGCACCUUCUCGAGUAACUAUGCUUUGGUAUUUGUGCUCCUCAGUGUCUAUGCACUGAUCACAAAUCCUCUGCUACUCUUUGAUAUCAUACUUCUGGUUGGUGGCAUGUGGUUACUUGGCCGACUCAACGGACAAGAUCUCACCAUUGGCACUUUCCAAGCUACAUCUUCGCAGCUGUACACCGGCUUGCUUGUUACCUGCGGUCUUCUAUUUCUAAUUGCAUCACCUUUCUCCACUGUCCUAUGGUUGAUUGGCUUUUUCCGGGGAGGCGGUCUAGGUGGUCGGCCGCGAGCUCCCAAAUUUGCGCCCCAAUGGGGAAGACCAUCGAGGCGUCCGAGGAGGGGUUAUGAAGAGGAGGAGGAUGAUAUAUGGGGGACCGGGCGCAGGGUUGUCGAGGAGUUGUUGGAUAGUGAGGGUGCGGACGCACAAGGCGCUGAAAAUGGUGGGAGACGGUUUGCUAGUGACCCGCUUAGGUUCACCGGCAUAGAUUUGGGUGGUGGUGGUGGUCAGGCACGGAAUGGUUACGCUUAUCAACAUUCGGAUGAAGAGGACGAGGACGAUGACGGCAAUUCAACAGAGGAGGGUACACAAGCUACAUCAGAAGAGGAAGAGGAUACCGACGAUGAAAAUCAGGUUGUUAGGAGAGAACUUGAAGAAGCCUUAGUACAAUCGGCUCUUUCAAGGAUACGGAAAGCUCAAAGCAAGGGCAGGCAAGACGUCAAGCUUAACAAGGAGGAGCUUGCUGCUCUUGACCGUAGACGGAAACGCUUACAAGCUGAAGCUGAGGCAGCGAAACGAGGUGGAGGCAGUCGAAAACAACGCAAAGAAAAGGAACAGCGAUACGCCGUCCCCCUUUCUCAAUUAGAUGCUCCUUCACGUGGCCCCUCUGGCUCCAAUGAGUCCUUGGCCCGCAAAGCUUUACCAUCGACAGAGCAGGGACCGCCGAUGGGACGUUUUCAUCCGCCAAAUUCAAGCCGUUCCCGUCCUCGCUCCGGUACUUCAUCAUCAUCUACACAACGUCCUCAAUCCCGCAUAAGAGAUUCUCCACCUUUCGAUUAUCAAUACGUGAACGCACCUCCUAACCAGCGACACGCCUCCGAUCCUUCGGGAAGACCUCCGUCUUCCGCGUCAUCCCAAAAUCCCUUCCAAUAUCAGACUGCCGGUCCGCGCGUGCCGUACGCCGAGGGGGCUGCGGCCGUUAGGAGCAGUCCGAGGAGACAUAGAAGCCGAGCAAGAAGGGACGAAGAACAAGAGGACGAGACAACAAGUGACGAUGGAGGGAAUAGAGAGAUUGUGGUAGCCUCGCCUUCGCCGGAAUCUGAGCGACCCAGGGCCAAGAAGUCUUCACCUGGUCAACCGACCGCAAAGAAGAAGGCAACUAGUGGUACUGGUAAAAAGCGAAAAGGGAAAUAAGCCGAGCAGAGUCGUCCCCAUCAUCCUAGUGGGAAAAGCAAUACACCUAUGUAAUACCUGAACAUUGAUAGACUGGUUUUUAAUAAUGCACUCGCGCGCUCCUCUUCCUUCAAUUAAAACCGCGUACGCUUCUCACCU
Annulohypoxylon maeteangense is the source of this 1746-nucleotide messenger RNA. RefSeq names its product PRA1 family protein-domain-containing protein. NCBI's taxonomy places the organism in Eukaryota, Fungi, Ascomycota, Sordariomycetes, Xylariales, Hypoxylaceae. Gene Ontology annotation, cellular component: Golgi apparatus. Bases 1 to 1608 code for a protein of 535 amino acids. The record is from RefSeq and is a predicted model, not a curated record. The transcript is spliced from 2 exons.